AUUAUAUUAUAUCAAGGACAAGGAUCCUCACAGUAUGAAUAUUGUAUGUUAUUAAGACCUCAUAUAUCAUGUUAACACGUUUGAAUUAAUAAUUUAAUAUUAUACAAAAACAAAGUGUCGAUUUGGAGGACAUUUACCCAUAAUGUUGCGCAGUUUAUAUAUUUAUUUAUUUGUAUUUAUUUUGGUAUUGAAAUGGCAGAUCAAAUGUUUUAAAUAUCUCAUUGCUUUAAUGUUCACUUAUUUGAGUUGAUUUUGCAGUAUUGCAUGUAUUUACGCGCUUAAUUGUGUGAAAUUAGGCCGUAAGCCAUAUAGCUUCUUCUGCGCUUUCAUGUGCUUUGCUUCUAAUGCGCAGACAAAAUUUCAACAAACCACACAGAAUUUCUCACAUUUUCCCCUCAGCAAGAGGUCCAAAUAGAAGGUUAUUUCAGAGCCUUAAUAAGAAACCCCCCUGCUACUUAAGAGCACCCUAUUUAUUUUCAUUUUUUCUCAGAGUGGCACCAUCAAACCCCAAGCAUUGUAAGUGACCCUUAGAUAUGGCUAUCCUGGCAGGUGGUAAGGUUUGCUGGCAGAGAGAAGACGGUGAUCUCUUACACACACUUUGGAGUGAGGGUGGUAUCGGAUGACGCCUUUCCUGUUUGAAAUACAAACGUUUAGGUGGUCGCAAAAUCAUUUUGGUGCCGAGCUUUAUAAUCUCGCAUCCAAAAAUGACUCUUGCAAAUUCUUAAUCGGCCUCACGCUUACUGCGCGUGUCACAGCUGUUGCUGUCGGGAAUGUGAAGCGCUUCUUUGCGUUAUCAAUGGAUUUUGGAUAAAGCCAAGUGUGCCAGUUGAGCUAAACUACUGAUAAAAGUAUAACAGAAAAAAAUUACUCUAAAUAGGAUAUAAAAAGGACAGUUUUUCACACUUUUGUUGAACUAGCCUAUGUCUCUGUUUUUCUUACAGAUUCAUGCUAUUUUCCACUAAACAAAAACUCCUAUCAGGCUUGAUAAUUUUUGGUUGGUAAAGCGUAUUUAUGAUCAAUUAUCUUGAACUUCGAGAGGAUGUGUUGAUCAUUAUUAGCUUGUCAAAAGGUCUGAAAAAGUGUUAACUUUUAUUAUUUUUUUUAUUUAGGUCACAGUAGCAGGAUUUGUGUGACCGCGGUCAUCAUCACAAGCGCGCGCCGUCGUGAUUUUAUUAGUCUCUUUAUCGGAAAAUUCAGAUUGACAUUUUCAUGAGACCUGCAAAUACAAGUUUGUCAUGCAGCUAAAUGACUGUUAGAAUAGAAAGUUAUAAGAAGAAAAUAAUAUUUCAAAAAUCCUGCAGCAAAUACCUGUUUGGUUAACUGAAACUUUAAACUUAAAAAUGUAAAAAAUACAUGCAAUUUUACUGGAUUGUAAAAACGUUUGAUAGAAGGAAAAGGUAAGAAGUACGUAAUAAUUUCAUUGAAAAUGUAUAUUAUAUAUAACAAGGCAAUAUGCAUACUUUAUUUAAAAGUAUUGCUUAGAUUAUUUUAAUAAGUAAAACGUAUAAAUCACCUUAAAAUCAUUCAUAUAAUUGUAAUAUAGAGCAAGUAAAAUGCUUAAAUAAUUUAAUGACUUUUACAGAAGUGUAAAAUAAAUGUUUUUAUGAAGUACCAUGUCGUAAUACCUCACUAUAUUUUCUGGCACUAUUAGAUUAUUCGCUGGAACAUUACGCUUACUGCAAUUAAUAUUAGGAAAAUUAAGUAUGCUAUACCUAUUUGCAGUAAUACAGUUUUUCUACAAAAGUUACUUUAGUAGAGCGUUUUGAUGUUUUCCUUAUUUAUUAAUAACUUUAUUAAUUUAAUUAAAUAACGUAAAAAACAAAUCUAAAGCAUCGAUGCUUUAUAAAGACGACUAUAAUUGUUCUUUAAAAAAUUCACCAACUUUGAAUAUGUUUACUGAAAUGCUUAAUAUUGUUUACAAAUGGUUUAACACUUUAAAUAUCGCGCGAUUUAUACUCCUGUCGGAUUUAUCAGUUAAAUAAUCAUUAGGGAUAUCCAAACACACGGAAAGCGAAAGCAAGUGUAAUUGUUUCAUUUCGGGUCAUCACAGAGUUUCAUAAAUCUUAUUUAGUGCUUGUGCGCGUGGGUGGAGUUUCACCUUCUCCAUAUUCAGAAGUUGGGUGGUUGCUUGAAUCUCCCACUCUUUGCCGUAUAAAGAGAGGCCCUCGGUCUCUUUAAGACAAGACAAAUUAACGACUUGUACAAAUAAUUGGCUGCAUUGCUUCAUUUUUGACAUCACUAAUACAUUUAUGGUGUCCAUUGACGCGCUUCAUGCUUGAGACGAGGCCAGAGGACCAUGAUGGAGUACUUGAGCGACAAGUUCUCCUUGAAAAGUCAAGCGAUUAAAGGCAGCGAUUACUACAUGGACCAAGUCAUGGAGACUUUAGACAAUGUGCCGUACUACAACAAGACAUCACCUAAAUGCGUUCAAGCCUUCUCGAUGCAGAGCAAUGAUCAACACAGCACGAUGGACAGAUCGUCUCCGUGUGACAACCAAAACAGCGUGAAUUACUGCGCUCCAAAAACAGAGGACAGCAGCCUGCACGCGAUGGAGAACUGCUGCAGUAUCAGAGUCUCACCGGCCACAACCGGACCAGACAAAACAGAGCUGGACGACAUCGGCGAAAAAUGCGACAGCAACGUGUCGAGCAGCAAGAAGAGACGCCAUCGCACAACCUUCACGAGCGCUCAACUAGAGGAGCUUGAGAAAGUCUUUCAGAAAACCCAUUACCCAGAUGUGUAUGUGAGAGAACAGCUGGCCAUGAGAACAGAGCUCACGGAGGCCAGAGUUCAGGUAUGGUUCCAGAACAGAAGAGCAAAGUGGAGGAAGAGAGAAAGAUAUGGACAGAUCCAGCAAGCCAAAAGCCACUUUGCAGCGACCUAUGACAUAUCAAUGCUGCCCCGGACAGACAGCUACUCACAGAUUCCCAACAACUUAUGGACAGGUCCCGCUCCAGGCAGCUCCGUAGUGUCGUCCUGCAUGAUCCCGCGAGGUUCCCCUCCCUGCGUGACAUCUCCCUACCCCCACUCGCCGAGAGCCGCCGAGCACGGUUACGUGGGCUUCCCCAAUCACCAGCAAAAUCAGUUUGGAGUUAAUCACGUGUCUCUCAAUAACUUCUUCGCCGAUUCGCUUCUGGCUCCUUCGCCGAACAGUCACGCUGCGUUUGAAACCAAACCUGAGUUUGAACGGCGGUCCUCCAGCAUUGCUGUGCUGCGCAUGAAGGCUAAAGAACAUGCAGCCAACAUAUCUUGGGCCAUGUGAACUUAUCUGAACUUAUUCUAACAGUUGUGUUCUGAACAGUUUUUGCCUAGUAAUAACAAUACAACCAGUUACUUUCAAGUGGCUGCCCGAUUUUUAUUAUUACUUUUUAUAUUUUUAUUGGAACAACAAAGAUAUCGGCCCAUGAUUAUAGACUGUUUAAAAAUUCUGGAAAAUUCUUUUAAAAAUAAUUUAAUUAAAAAACCUCUUAAUUGAACAGUGUUUUUUCUUCUUUUGUCUUAGCAUCUCUUGUAGUUAUGAAUAUGAAGGGCACAGAACUCAACAGUUUUACACUCCUCAUGACGUUAACAGAGAUGUUAUGGCUGACAUACUAACACUAUGUCUGUGUGCUUUGCAGCAAAGCUGUUUAACGCUCUCUAGCUGUGGCUAGUCUGCAGUGGGAGCACAUGUUUUAUUUUAUGGGAAUAAAAGUUAAUUCAAAUAA
Messenger RNA from Megalobrama amblycephala (Wuchang bream), 3704 nucleotides. It is a transcript of the gene alx1, whose product is annotated as ALX homeobox 1. The coding region runs from base 2297 to 3262 and encodes 321 amino acids. The record is from RefSeq and is a predicted model, not a curated record. The transcript has 4 exons. Gene Ontology annotation, biological process: positive regulation of transcription by RNA polymerase II; negative regulation of DNA-templated transcription; embryonic skeletal system morphogenesis. Lineage: Eukaryota; Metazoa; Chordata; Actinopteri; Cypriniformes; Xenocyprididae. Gene Ontology annotation, molecular function: DNA-binding transcription activator activity, RNA polymerase II-specific; RNA polymerase II transcription regulatory region sequence-specific DNA binding.